AUGGUUUCAGCAUUCACUUCUGUCUUUCUUCUAAUUGCUUGUACCAUCUUUAUUUCAUCAACUAAUGGAGUAAACCUUCCUGGUAAUUACACAUUACCAAAAUCUUCACCAAAUUUAUGCUUUGCUGCUCGAUUUGAUCUUGUGAUUAAUAUUGAAUAUCUAAAAAUAGAUGGAAAAACAAAUAUUUCAAGAAUUCCAUUGAAUAAUCAAACUUUUCAAUAUUACGAUGGAGAAUGUUUACCAUCUAAUACUCAUAAACUUACAAUUGGAAUGUUAAAUAAUUUAACAACCAUAACAUUUCAAUUUGAUCUUAAUGAAAAAAAUCAAACAUCAUUAACAAAAGUUUCUGGUGCUGUAACUAUUGAUAAUACAGAUUAUUUUCCGAAUUGUAGUGAGAAUGUUAAAGGUCCACAGGCAUUUAUAGCAAAUGAAUCAUUAUUUAUAACUGAUCGUAGUAAUUCUUAUCGAUGUAAUACGAAAACAAAAAUUGAUAAUUUAAAAAUUAAGAAUAAUAAUAUUACAAUUAAAUCGAUUGAUCUAGAAAAUUUACGCAUUCAACCAUUUGUUGAUGAAAAGAGUCAAUUUGUUGAUUAUGCUACUGAAAAAGUUUGUACAAUGGAUAUAUUUAAAGGUCCAACUUUGAUUCCAAUUAUUGUUGGUGUAUGUCUUGCGGUAUUAGUUGUUCUUAUACUUGUUGUAUAUGUCGUUCGUCGUCGACGUUAUCGUAAUGGAUAUCAAAGUGUUUAA
This is a messenger RNA of Rotaria sp. Silwood1, 747 nucleotides long. The record is from the annotation of a GenBank genome assembly. NCBI's taxonomy places the organism in Eukaryota, Metazoa, Rotifera, Eurotatoria, Philodinida, Philodinidae.